Phlebotomus papatasi is the source of this 393-nucleotide messenger RNA. Its product is annotated as 40S ribosomal protein S29. The transcript has 3 exons. Gene Ontology annotation, molecular function: zinc ion binding; structural constituent of ribosome. The record is from RefSeq and is a predicted model, not a curated record. Lineage: Eukaryota; Metazoa; Arthropoda; Insecta; Diptera; Psychodidae. The coding region runs from base 46 to 216 and encodes 56 amino acids. Gene Ontology annotation, biological process: translation. Gene Ontology annotation, cellular component: ribosome; cytosolic small ribosomal subunit.
UUGGAAGGUUUCUUCCUCUUUUCUCGUAAAAUCUUUGAAGCAAACAUGGGUUUCAAGAAUUUGUGGUAUUCUCAUCCCAGGAAGUUUGGCCAAGGCUCCAGAUGUUGCCGUGCCUGCUCCAAUCGUCAUGGUCUGAUCCGGAAAUACGGACUAAAUCUCUGCAGACAGUGUUUCAGAGAGUAUGCCAAUGAUAUUGGCUUCAAGAAGCUGGAUUAAGCGAAUGGAAGAUGCAAUGGAGUUAUUUAUCCGGGUAGUCAUGGGCAGAGAAGCGUGAUGAUGUAGAAAAAUACAGCAGAAUGGUGUAUUUAUGAGCCGGGGAUGGUUGGAUAAAUAAAACCAUUGCAUUGUAAAAGGAAUCGUCUUAUUUUGUAAGGUAAAGCUUUGUUCACAUUC